This is a messenger RNA of Pygocentrus nattereri (red-bellied piranha), 575 nucleotides long. RefSeq names its product hemoglobin subunit alpha-like. Lineage: Eukaryota; Metazoa; Chordata; Actinopteri; Characiformes; Serrasalmidae. The transcript has 3 exons. Gene Ontology annotation, molecular function: heme binding; haptoglobin binding; oxygen carrier activity. Gene Ontology annotation, cellular component: hemoglobin complex; haptoglobin-hemoglobin complex; blood microparticle. The record is from RefSeq and is a predicted model, not a curated record. Gene Ontology annotation, biological process: hydrogen peroxide catabolic process; oxygen transport. The coding region runs from base 65 to 496 and encodes 143 amino acids.
AGAAAUGUUGCAAGUUCACAAGGAAUUUUCUCAGUACAUCUUGAAUUGAGAAGAAGACGCAGCAAUGAGUCUCACUACUAAGGACAUGUCUGUUGUGAAAGCCCUUUGGGCCAAAAUCGGCCCUAAGGCUGAUGAGAUCGGAGCAGAAGCCUUGAGCAGGAUGCUCGUCGUGUACCCCCAGACCAAGACCUACUUCUCCCACUGGGCUGACCUGAGCCCUGGAUCUGCUCCAGUGAAGAAACAUGGAAAGACCAUCAUGGGGGCUGUCAGUGAUGCUGUUGCCAAAAUUGAAGACCUUCCUGCCGCUCUGUCCCAGCUCAGCGAACUGCAUGCUUACAAGCUGAGAGUGGACCCUGCCAACUUCAAGAUCCUGGCUCAUAACAUUAUUGUGGUCACGGCCAUGCUGUUCCCUGCUGACUUCACUCCUGAAGUUCACGUGUCUUUAGACAAGUUCUUGCAGAACCUGGCCUGGUGUCUGGCUGAGAGAUACCGCUAAACUACCAAUGGGAAGGAACCCACUGAUGAAGUUGUUCUUUGACACAACUAUGUUUGAAUAAAGUCACUUGAUAAAUGAA